CCUCCAUUCGCCCCGCGGCAGGGGUCGCCGAAUCUAGAGCCCGCCCCGCGCAGCGCAUCGGCGUCGAGCUGCCAAACGCCCUGCUCUGCACGGGCAACGCGGGCAGCUCUUUUCGAUUGCUGGUACCACAGUGUUCACUGAAGAUCACCGCUGGCUGCGCGCGAGCGCCAGCGCGCGCAUUGUCUGCUGACCACCAAGGUUGGCUAGGCACAAGCCAAAGCGUGGAACAGACAACCCUCGACGCAAUCGAGGCGUAAACACAACAACAAUGGGAGACGCGCCCCGCUUCCGCCUGCGCACGGGCGCGCCGUCGUGGGACCGCAUCUGCAGUAUUGAUAUUGAUCGCGUCAUGGACGGCUUGGGAGCCGGAAGUACUUUAUCAGGCAUUGUGGAUGACGUGACUUUCGCCAACAUCAGUCGACGAGAACUCAAAAGCGCCGGCUACGACGCGGCGGAGUCGCUCGUGAGGCUGCUCCAGCUGUGCGUGGAGUACAUGCUGCACGUGCAGGAGUCGUUGAUUAAUGAUGCCUCAAAAGCGGAGCUCGGCCGCCGGAAGGCGCUGGACGAGGUUUCGGAUGUCGAGGCCAAGCUGAGCCUCGAGAAAGCGAGAAGACGGGCCGCGGCGCGGCAGUGCGUGGACUUCCGCGAAGUAGCACUGGCGCUCGCGGGCGCGGCGCGCGCCGCCGGCGUCGACACGGCGCGCUGGAUCGAUUCCUUGCGGGACGGCGAGGCGGCGAACGACGACGAGGCGCUGCUCGAGGCGUACACUGAUACGUCUGUUGGCUGCGCGCAGUGCGGCAAGGGCUUUGUGAGCAAGGAGUACCUCGCGCAACACGUAAAGAGCGUCCAUGGUGAUGUGGAACGGAAGCCCGUGGGCCUGCCGAUGACUGUGAUGCGGAACGUCGGGAAGAGCCACUCACCUAGGCCAAAACCGCAGAAGAAGAAGCAGGGCUUUUUUUCCUCAAUGAUGUCUUGGGGAAAAAAGAAGGCGCCGGCGCACGUCGAGCGCGUCUGGGACCUCGCGGCGGGCCCGAGCCAUUCCAACGUCGAGGGCGCCCAGGAGGAAGCUAUCCUGCACGCCGUCGAGGCGGCCAAUUUGGACGCCGACGAGGUCGCCUUCGCCUGCGAGCGGCGCGGCGGCAAGCUCGUGCUGGUUGCUACCGCGCCCGAUGAUUUCGACGCGUGGGAGUGGCUCGACGAGGAGCUCCACGCGUGCUUCGGGGGCACAAGCCUCGUCAAGGAUUUGAAUUUGCGCGGCAAGGCCGUAAAGGCGGGGCCGCGCGAGGAGAUGUCCUGGGAUUUUUCUGGUGGCGAUGCGGCCGCGGUGCAGCGUGCGCUUGAUGAGGCCAAGCUCGACGCGGACGAGGUCUCGCUGACGGCGUCUGGUAACGUCCUCACUGGGGUUGCGCCGAAAGGUUUCGACGCGUGGUCCUGGCUCGACGAGGAGGUCCAAAGUACUCUCGCGGGCGUUGUGAAAACGAUAGCGUUGCGCGGCGCGAAGCCGCAGCCCGCCGGGGCGCGCGCUUUGGACGACGCGAUCCGGGCGUUGGAGGGCGUCGUGGCGGUCCGGCCGAGCGUCGGGCCGGCGCUCGAGCUGUUGAAGAAGGAGCGACGAGGGCUGAAGUAAGGACUAGUAUGAACUCGCGUCGAUGGCGUCGAUUG
Molecule: messenger RNA, 1662 nt
Organism: Pelagomonas calceolata
Lineage: Eukaryota; Pelagophyceae; Pelagomonadales; Pelagomonadaceae
Source: the annotation of a GenBank genome assembly